AACAACACUCGAAACACAAAUAGAGCUAAAAGGUUCUAGUUUUUAAGGAUGGUACUAGGAAACUCCUCCAAUCACAAAUCUCAUCAUCAUCAUCAUAAUCAUCAUCACCGGGACUCGAUGAAGGAGUUUCGAGCUGUCAUUGCAGCCGAAGAACCGAUUCAGGGCUUCGAGUAUGCUGAUAUGAGGAGGUCGAAGAGCGAGAAGAUGGGCACAAGAGAGGUUGCAAAAGCAGAGGAUGUUGACAAAGAAGCAGAGGAGUUCAUCAAGUUUGAGCAUACGAAGUUCAGUAAGUGGAUGACUAAGAGUGCCUAGUUUAUAUGCAGGUAAAGAAAUAAGAAAUAAUAAGUGACAAACCGUAUUCUAUAAAGAUUGUAUUAAAUGAUAUUUGUGUGUUCUUCUUCUUUUUGUUUUUAUUUUUGUUUUGCAACAAAA
Molecule: messenger RNA, 432 nt
Organism: Capsella rubella
Lineage: Eukaryota; Viridiplantae; Streptophyta; Magnoliopsida; Brassicales; Brassicaceae
Exons: 1
Coding region: 49-312 (87 amino acids)
Source: RefSeq, a predicted model, not a curated record